UUUUGUUUUCCUGAAUAUUAUUAAUACAAUUCAGUUUUUCUUUUCUUUUUUUACAUUCAAACGAAACAGAAGAAGUAAGAAAAGUUGAUUUUAAAUUUGAUGUUUAUUCGCGGGUUGACACUUGUGUAACAAACAUUGUGCAUUAAGGGUUGUUCUAAAGGAGUAAAUAUUUCCUGGUUAUUCGUCACUAAUAAUUACUAUGGUUCAGUUGCGGCGUCAGAUUUUAUCCUGUGGAAAUUAUUUAAAUCAACUUCAAUUUAAUGUCAAAUUCAAUUCAUCUUUGCAAAUUAGAGAUAAAAAAGUAAUACAACCAGAACGUUCUUUUAAGUAUGCAGAUCUGUUAGUCCGUCUAGCAGGACCAGAACAAUUACAACCAAAGCCUGAUGUAAGUGCUUUAUCAUUUGGUAAAUAUUUUUCAGAUCAUAUGUUAAAAAUAUUUUAUCAUGAAGCACUAGGGGGAUGGCAAAUACCAGAAAUUAUGCCCCUUGAAAAUCUAGUCCUUCAUCCAGCAUCAAAAGUACUACAUUAUGCUAUAGAGUUAUUUGAGGGUUUGAAAGCUUACAGAGGAGUAGAUGGCAAAAUAAGAAUAUUUAGACCAGACUUAAAUAUGGAACGAAUGAAUCGCUCAGCAAUAAGAAUUGGCUUACCUACUUUUAGUGGGGAGGAAUUAAUUAAAUGUUGUUGUAGAUUAGUUAGUAUUGAUCAGGAAUGGAUACCUCAUUCUACUGCUUCUAGUCUGUAUAUACGCCCAACACUCAUAGGAAUAGACCCCACUCUUGGUGUUGCAUCUUCAGAAUCUGCUUUACUCUAUGUUAUUUUAUCACCUGUGGGUUCUUAUUUUAAAAAAACAAAAGAAAAUGUCGGUAUAUCUUUACUAGCCGAUCCACAGUACACAAGAGCAUGGCCAGGUGGUUGCGGUAAUUACAAAGUAGGCAGCAAUUAUAGUCCUACAAUAUAUGUACAAAGCGAAGCUAUAGAAAAGGGAUUGCAGCAAGUAUUAUGGCUUUAUGGAAAGGACAAUGAAGUAACUGAAGCUGGGACUAUGAAUGUUUUUAUGUUUUUUAUAAAUGAUGAUGGUGAAAAAGAAUUAAUAACAGCACCUUUAUCAACUGGUUUAAUUCUCCCUGGUAUCACGAGAAAUUCUAUUUUAGCAUUAGCUAGAGAAUGGAAUCAAUUCAAAGUCAGUGAAAGAAAAUUCUGUAUGGAUGAAAUUUGUCAGUUACUCUCUGAAAAUAGAUUGUUGGAAAUAUUUGGAGCAGGAACAGCUUGCAUAAUUAGUCCUGUAUCUUACAUAGAAUUUGUUGGACGACCAUUGCAUAUACCUACAAUGGAACAUUCAAAUCCUGUUUAUAAAAUGUUUUUAAAACAUUUAUCUGAUAUACAAUAUGGUGUUAUACCAGAUCACCCUUGGACGAUACCUAUUGAAUGA
Molecule: messenger RNA, 1429 nt
Organism: Eufriesea mexicana
Lineage: Eukaryota; Metazoa; Arthropoda; Insecta; Hymenoptera; Apidae
Gene: Bcat
Product: Branched chain amino acid transaminase
Exons: 7
Coding region: 200-1429 (409 amino acids)
Biological process (GO): L-leucine biosynthetic process; L-valine biosynthetic process
Cellular component (GO): mitochondrion
Molecular function (GO): branched-chain-amino-acid:2-oxoglutarate transaminase activity
Source: RefSeq, a predicted model, not a curated record